UUUGCCAUCAUGAACGUGACAGUGACAGAUGUAUGGAGCCCCAGAGCAGACAAGUCGAGCGAUGGCAGGGUCAACUGGUCACAGGUGUUGCUCGCCCCACAAGUCGACUAUUCCAGGAAAGCCAGGAAAUUAUGGCCUCUAGAUCCACAGUGUUCUUGGGUGGAGGUUCGGUUCGGGCUUAGACUGAAGAAGACCUGGCUGUUGUCCUUCCCUCGCUCGGGAAACUCGUGGACUCGCUACCUGCUGGAGGCUGCUACAGGGUUCUUCACCUCCUCCAUUUAUAAUUCUACACACCUCAAGUACUUAGGUUACCUGGGUGAGGCAGAGCCGCCCUUGAGAGGAACAACACUGGUCAUCAAGACUCACUCGGUUGGUCCUCUCGCCCACUUCCCUCAGUUUCCCGUCAUCGCCCUCGUCAGGAGCCCCGCCAGAGCCAUCAUCUCCUACUGGAACUACAUGAGCGUGGAGGAAGCGUGGAGAAGGUUCAAGGGCUCCGUCAGCAGGUCCUCCUACAGGACUGCAGCCUUUCAUAAAUUCGUCCGUGAAAAGCUGGAGAACUGGAAGUCCAUUUAUGUGACGGUCCUAAGGAACACCAGCCGCCUCCAUCUGGUGUAUUACGAACACCUGCGUGAGGAUCCCUUGAAGGAGCUAAGAGCUAUCCUGGCCUUCCUGGGAGUGAGGACCUCAGAGGCUCGUCUGGCCUGUCUGGCCAGGCACCUCGACGGAGUAGCCAAGGGCGGCCAGCGGGAGGUCUACCCGUAUACUGCCUGGGAGAGGGCUAUGUUCCAGCGUGCCUUGGCUCAGCUCGAUGUCCUCUUCAGACUUCGAGGCUUUCCUCCACUCCCUGAUUACCGUCGUUACAAGAGCUGAUGUCUCAUGUGAUGACGGGAUAGGGUCGCGGCUGAAAUCUGUCUUCGCGGGAUCCAAUAAGAAAUAAUUAAAGAUUAACUUCCAUUAGUAUAUACCUCUUUCUGUUAAUAUAAAACAACACUUAAUAUUGCCGGCAAACAUUUUGUAAUUAUAAAAAUAAAUAAUUGUAUAUA
Messenger RNA from Cherax quadricarinatus, 1043 nucleotides. The record is from RefSeq and is a predicted model, not a curated record. Lineage: Eukaryota; Metazoa; Arthropoda; Malacostraca; Decapoda; Parastacidae.